AUGCCGGGGCUUAAGCCCAAAACAGAGAUCAAGUUGAGGGUAAACCGACUGACCGACAGUCAGAAACUGGCAGUUGGAGGGCCGCUGCAGUGCAGGCGGGACGGGGGAAUACCGAGAGCGACCAACUUUGUCCAUAAGGCGAUCUGCGGGUUUUGCAUUGGUAUGCACGAUCCCCAGCGGUUCCAGGAUCCCGAAUCUCAGAUUUCAGGAUCUGCCAGGCUAUCAGAUGUGGACAAGACAGUCACUCCUGACCCCAUGAGUGUCUCUGUUGGAAGGGCUCACCCAUGGUUGAGCAAAUGA
Messenger RNA from Aspergillus costaricaensis CBS 115574, 300 nucleotides. RefSeq lists its product as uncharacterized. NCBI's taxonomy places the organism in Eukaryota, Fungi, Ascomycota, Eurotiomycetes, Eurotiales, Aspergillaceae. The transcript has 2 exons. The coding region runs from base 1 to 300 and encodes 99 amino acids. The record is from RefSeq and is a predicted model, not a curated record.